GCUGCACUCUGCAUCUGCAUGCACCGCAUGAGCUGUGCAUUGUGGGUUGUACGACAGCACGGAAAGCUCAAAUAAAUAUGGGUGAUCCUAUCUUACUUUCCCUGCACUUUCGGACGGGUGCCACUUCACAACUCCUUGCCGCGAAUCAACCAGUUGAAGAUGUCAGCAAGCCCAGGAGCUAAGGGUUGGUGCACAGUUGCGGGAGGAAUAGAGUCGAGAAUAUCUUGAGGAAGGGAAUGGAUGGAAGCAAGAGCUUGGAAGGUGCUUGGGGGCAAGGGUGCUGCUGGGGCCACUGGAGAAGUCGAGACUUGAGAAGAUUUAGAUGAUAAGGAUACUUUCCUGCGCCAGAACCGACACUUAUAUGCUCUUGGUCCACCGGGAGCUUGUAAUGAGAAGGAAUCACGUUAAUUAUGUGCUUGCAUCAGCAUGGGUACCAUUCGGAAGAGCCUCACCGUUGGGAGCAGGGCGCGCAAACGCUCGAAAAGGGCUCGAUUCGCAGAGGUGGAGGCACAUUCCAACCCACCAGUUGCAAGUGAAGAAGGUUGUUACGGCAAACGUUGAUGCGGUGACCGCCCUUUCCCUCUCGCGCGACGUAGCGACGUCGCGUCUACUUCACUCCAAAACCUCGUCACGCAACAACAACCUCGACAGUCGACCACAACAAAACGCGCUACGCCCUCUCUCGCCAGACCAUCACCCCGCGCCCACACAAGCUGACCUCCCCCCUCCUCCUCCUCCUACUACGAUCUUUCCGCCCGUAUCGACCGCCCCGCCGGGCACGCUGCAGGCAUUUAAAACCAGUCUCCACUGUUGCUCUUCGGCAAGAUGGCUCGCGCAAGCUUCAUGGUCGAUAGCGCAGUGCAGUCUAUUGCUUAUGUGCCUAUGCCAAAAGACUUACUUGACGCUCCUCCCACUGUGCCGCCUGCGCUUAAGGUAGCAACAGCCAUUGUAGCACUAGCCAUCCAGAGUGUAACUCUGGAAAAUUUUGCCGACGCCUGGCACGAAGAUAGCCUCGGCAGUACCGGUCAUGGCAACAUCUAUUUUUGGUCUCACCAUUGGCGCUUUUGGACCUGUAGCUACGAUAAUACCGUAUGGCUAUAGGCAGAAAGGAUCUUGAAGCUCUAUCAAGCGAUGGAACAUCGUGUGCGCCAAGAAUCAUAUU
Molecule: messenger RNA, 1162 nt
Organism: Lindgomyces ingoldianus
Lineage: Eukaryota; Fungi; Ascomycota; Dothideomycetes; Pleosporales; Lindgomycetaceae
Exons: 3
Coding region: 323-937 (204 amino acids)
Source: RefSeq, a predicted model, not a curated record